AAAAAGAGGGAAGAGCUAUUCCAACCCAACCAACUCAUAAUGACAGCACAGAGGAAGCUUGUCAACCAAAUUUUGUCAUGAGGAAGAAGAAGGUUCACAUAAACAUUGUGGUCAUUGGCCAUGUUGACUCCGGCAAGUCAACCACCACUGGCCACUUGAUCUACAAGCUUGGAGGUAUUAACAAGCGUGUGAUUGAGAGGUUUGAAAAGGAGGCUGCAAAAAUGAACAAAAGAUCAUUCAAGUAUGCCUGGGUGCUGGACAAGCUGAAGGCUGAACGUGAACGUGGAAUCACCAUUGAUAUUGCUUUCUGGAAGUUUGAAACCACCAAAUAUUACUGCACUGUCAUUGAUGCUCCUGGACAUCGUGACUUUAUCAAGAAUAUGAUCACUGGUACCUCUCAGGCUGACUGUGCUUUGCUCAUUAUCGACUCAACUGCUGGUGGUUUUGAAGCUGGUAUUUCCAUGGAUGGUCAAACCCGUGAACAUGCCCUGCUUGCUUUUACUCUUGGUGUCAAGCAGAUGAUUUGCUGUUGCAACAAGAUGGAUGCUACAACCCCAAAAUACUCGAAAGCUAGAUAUAAUGAAAUUGUGAAGGAAGUUUCUUCCUUCCUUAAGAAGGUAGGUUACGACCCUAAGAAGAUCCCAUUUGUCCCCAUCUCUGGUUUUGAGGGUGAUAACAUGAUUGAGAGGUCAACCAACCUUCACUGGUACAAGGGCCCUACCCUCCUUAAGGCCCUUGACUUCAUCGAUGAGCCCAAGAGGCCCUCGCACAAGCCCCUCCGUCUACCACUUCAGGAUGUCUACAAGAUUGGUGGCAUUGGAACUGUUCCUGUUGGACGUGUUGAGACUGGUGUCUUGAAACCUGGUAUGGUUGUUACCUUUGGUCCCUCUGGACUUACCACUGAAGUUAAAUCUGUUGAGAUGCACCAUGAAGCUCUCCAGACGGCCCUUCCAGGUGACUAUGUUGGUUUCAAUGUUACGAAUGUUGCUGUUAAGGACUUGAAACGUGGUUAUGUUGCUUCUAACUCCAAGCAUGAUCCGGCCAAGGAGGCCGCCAAUUUUACCUCUCGUGUCAUCAUCAUCAACCAUCCUGGCCAGAUUAAAAAUGGAUAUGCCCCCGUCCUUCACUGCCACACCUCCAAAAUAGCUGUUAAGUUUUCUGAGAUUCUGACCAGGGUUGAUAGGCGAUCUGGUCAGGAGCUCGAGAAGGAGCCUAAGUUCCUGAAGACUGGUGAUGGUGGGUUUGUAAAGAUGAUUCCCACCAAGCCCAUGGUUGUGGAGACCUUUUAUGAGUAUCCUCCUCUUGGUCGUUUUGCCGUAAGGGACAUGCGCCAGACUGUGGCUGUUGGCGUCAUCAAGAGUGUUGAGAAGAAGGAUCCAAGUGGUGCAAAUGUCACCAAGUCCGCAAAGCAAUGAGAAAAUGAAGCGUCUGCUGAGCGAAGUUACAGUUCUUAGUUUAGUUAUGUUUUUUAUUUAUGUGUUGUUGCUGUUAUUUUCAGAAACAGAUUCGGUUUCUUAUCCCUGCAGUUUUGUGUCCCUCCUUGCCGUGUGUCCCGAGUAAUUAUAUUAAUUGUGUCCCUGGAUGUUAUGGAAUUAUGGC
Hevea brasiliensis (rubber tree) is the source of this 1599-nucleotide messenger RNA. RefSeq names its product elongation factor 1-alpha-like. Gene Ontology annotation, biological process: translation; translational elongation. The coding region runs from base 78 to 1415 and encodes 445 amino acids. The record is from RefSeq and is a predicted model, not a curated record. Gene Ontology annotation, molecular function: GTPase activity; GTP binding; translation elongation factor activity. The transcript is spliced from 2 exons. NCBI's taxonomy places the organism in Eukaryota, Viridiplantae, Streptophyta, Magnoliopsida, Malpighiales, Euphorbiaceae.